Messenger RNA from Suillus plorans, 2136 nucleotides. Its product is annotated as major facilitator superfamily domain-containing protein. The coding region runs from base 167 to 1846 and encodes 559 amino acids. Gene Ontology annotation, biological process: transmembrane transport. The transcript is spliced from 11 exons. Gene Ontology annotation, cellular component: membrane. The record is from RefSeq and is a predicted model, not a curated record. Lineage: Eukaryota; Fungi; Basidiomycota; Agaricomycetes; Boletales; Suillaceae. Gene Ontology annotation, molecular function: transmembrane transporter activity.
GAAUCAGGGUUUCACUUAGCCUUUGCGAUAAACACGCUUAGUAGUAGUACUUUGCGGCAAUGCGACCUAUAAAACCCAGAUGUCACCCGCUGGAUACCAACGUUAGACUCUUGCAUUCCUCUCCCUCCCCUGCACCGUUCAAUUUAACAGGGAAUCACGAAAAGUAAUGUCCAAGGAGUUAAACCUCGCCACUCCUUCCGGCAAGGAACUUGGCCGUUCGAUGAGUAACCUCGAGACCGCGAAGGGCAAUGGCCCUCAGCGCAGUCUUUUGCGCUCCGUUUUUAUUGUCAUCACUUGUACCGCCGCAAUGGUUGUUAAUAUAUCUAAUACCACCUCCGUCUCUAUCUCGCUCCCUACAAUUGAGAAGAGCCUCGAUAUCCAGGAAGAACAGCUUCAGUGGCUCGUAUCCGCAUAUUCUCUCAGUUCUGGUUGUCUUCUAUUAUUCUUUGGCAGAUUGGCGGAUCUUUAUGGAAGAAAAAAGGCCUUUAUGCUCGGUACCGUUUGUCAGGUUGCCUUUUCUCUCGGUUGUGGCUUUGCACAAGAUGGUGUGACUCUCGCCGUGUUGCGUGGCUUCCAAGGCGUUGGAGGCGCUGCUACAAUACCAUCCGCACUCGGUAUCCUAGCCCAUGCCUUCCCACCAUCAAGAGCACGUUCGAUAGCAUUCGCUACCUUCGCAGCGGGUGCUCCUGUUGGUGGCGCAUUUGGCAUGCUCAUCGGCGGUGUCCUGACUCAACUUACCUCAACGCACUGGCGCUCUAUAUUUUAUAUGGCCGCAGCAACUUCAGCUCUCAUUGGAGUUUCCGGUCUUAUUUCAUUCGAUGCUGACGUUCCCUCAUCGGAAGUCGUCAAACGUGUCGACUGGGUCGGCGCUUCGCUUGUCACUAUCGGUUUGGUUUUGAUCGUUUUCGUACUCGGUGAAGGAGAGAUCGCUUCGGAUGGCUGGAAAACUCCAUAUAUCAUCGCGCUCUUAGUGAUCGGGGUGAUCUUAGUCGGACUAUUCUUAGUUUGGGAGUGGAAGCUGGAACAAAUCAUCGAGGAAGAUCCAUCAAGAGCGGCAUCCAUGUGGACACCGCCACCACUUAUGAAGCUCUCACUUUGGACUAGGGCGAGGGGCCGGAUGGCCGUUGUUCUCUGCAUCGCGUUCUUAAAUUGGAGUGCUUUCAUUGGAUGGAGCUUCUGGGUCCAGCUGUAUUAUCAGAACUACCUGUUAUUGUCGCCGGUCAAGACUAUGAUCCGUUUCAUUCCCAUGUUUAUUGUCGGCUGUUUAUGCAACUUUUUCGUGGCAAUGGUCGUUUCCAAAUUGCCCCUGGUUAUCUUUGUAGUCAGCGGAUCGCUCUUGACGGCAACUGCCACCAUCCUAUUUGCCCUUAUCGACCCGACCGUAACAUAUUGGGCGUUCUGUUUCCCAUCCACGGUUCUCAUUGUGUUCGGCGCCGACUUUGUGUACUCCGCCGGGACAAUCUUCAUUGCCAAAACCUCGCUCCCACAUGAACACAGCGUAGCUGCAGCUCUGUUUCAAACUAUGACACAGAUUGGCACGGCCUUCGGUCUAACUAUAUCCACGAUCGUGUUCAAUAGUGCGGUUGAUAAGGAGUCUGCCAAACUCGGCGUUACUGUUAACGCUAGCGGCACUAACGCGCCCAUGUCUGCACAACUCGUGGGGUACAAGGAUGCGCAGUGGACCUCUACAUCAUUCGCCUUGAUGGGUGCGCUACUGGCAGCGCUUUUCCUCUGGAGUGUUGGUAUCGUUGGACACCAAAGGGUCAUCAGACACGUUGAUUCCGAUGAGACUAUGGCUAUGAAGCACGAGCCUGACGGCGCUGAGAUAUCCCCUAUGCCCAACUAAGCCAGACUUCGAUAUCCAAUACCUAUCAGGAACGACCAACGGUACCCAUGCCAUCACGAACUCGCACAUGCACCCCUUUAGAUUUAUUCAUUCAACCGCACCUCAUCAUGGGAACGCACGAUUCCAAAUUCAACAUUUAUACCAUGAAUCGUCUCGACGAUAGUUAUCGUACCCGCGUACGCUGUCGUUUUGAUUCUUUGGCAUUGCAUGUCUUUGUUUCUGUCGUGUACGUUUCAGAACCUGCAGGCACUCACAAAACCAAAUCUCAACAUUGUUAUCAUUAAUGGUCU